AUGACGGCUUAUGGUGCUGUGUUUUCUCUUACGAAUUCAAUGAACAACAUUCUCCGCUGUUCUCGAUUUAGCCUCUGUGACGGCUCUCAACAAAUCAUGCUAGUCGUGUACCACAAGUUGGAGCCCUUGAAAAAUAUUCUGGAAAUAUUGGACGACACUAGUGCUAGCAGAUGCAGGAAGAAGGUGAAUGCUUUGGAUGGAAGAAUCAAAGAGGCCAUAUGGAAAUUCGAAGACUCCUUGGAAUCCCUUCUCACGCUCCAGAUUCCUUCACACCUUGAAACUAUUCCAGAGAUAGUCUCCAUUGAUCUGCAGAGUCUGGAAAAUGAUGUUCAUUCAUUGUACCAAUCGCUUGAUGAUAUUGUGAAUGAAUACUUUCAUCAAGUUAAGAAUAUGCCUCAAGACGAACCUGUUUCCUCAAUAAUUGGUUUCCGUGGAAACAACUCAAAGAUGAUUGGAUUAUCAGACCAGUUCCAGCAAGUCAAGAGUGAUCUCAUCAGAAUGCUUGGAUAUCCCAGCUGGAAGUAUGUGUACGCACUUUAUGGGACGGCUGGCGUUGGCAAGACCACUCUUGCAAUGAAAAUCUAUCAAGAUCCCGAAAUUCAGAGCAUAUAUGAGUGUCAUGCCUGGGUCACCGUAGGCAGAGUACCUCAACCGAUCACUCAAAUUUCACGAGGCAUUCUUGCUCAACUGUGUGGAAUCUCUGGUCAAGGAGAUGAAGAAAUAGGUGUCUGCUUGAAAGAAAGAUUGUACGGCAAGAAAUGCCUCAUUGUGUUGGAUGAUGUCUGGGAGACGCCGGUGCGGUUUUUGAACGAAGAAGAGAGUAUGGAUUUACUAUGUAAAAAAGUGUUUGGUGAUGAGAGUUGCCCUCCUCAACUUCACAAAGUUGCUACUGAAAUUGCCAAGCUUUGUGAAGGUCUACCUCUCAUGAUAGUCACUGUUGCCGACUCUCUAUCAAAAUCACAAAAUAGAGACCCAGUCUACUGGAAUGAAGUAGCAAAAAAGAGAAAUUCAGUCUUCACGGAUGCAUAUGAUGAAAUAUCAAAGGUACUUUUCCCAAGUUACAACUACUUACCACAAAGUCUUAAAAUGCCUUUUCUAUUUAUGGGAGUGUUCCCUCAAGAUUAUGAUACUCCCCCUUCCAAGAUCAUCACUAUGCUCAACGCUGAAGGGUUGUUACCCGCAUAUGAUUGGGGAAAUUUUUGUUUGAGAGAGCUAGCUGUCUUCUAUAGUCUUGUUUUAUGCAGCUUCAAGAGCAUGAAUAAAACUUCUGAUGAACUUUCUUUUAGCGAGUAUAAAACUUGUCGGCUUCAUUCUACGUGGCGGCACGUGUGUAGAGUAGAAGCCAGCAAGAACAAGUUUUAUCAUGUCUUAAAUAAGUUAAUUGAUGCCUCAGAAGAAAGUUUAAAAGGUCAGCGAGGCUUGUGUCUCGAAAAUAACAUUUUAUUUGGCAUCAAAGAGUUUCGUGACUCAGUGAGAUUGAAUUGUGCAUUAUCUACACAUUCUCUCCUUUUCUAUGGUCCUUACCACCAAUAUCCAAUCCCUAUAGAUAUCGGUUUCAGGUUGCUAAGGGAAAUAGAUGCUGUUACACAACGUUUCUAUGCUUUUCCAAUAGAAAUUUUGUCACUAGUUCAACUAAAGUACCUUGCUCUAACUUGCAAUGGAGAUCUGCCUCCAACUAUAUCCAAGCUUUUUAAUCUUCGGGUCUUGAUUAUCCAUCCACAUCUGAAUAUUAGACGUUGUAGAGCUCCAUCAUAUAUACCAAUACAAAUAUGGGAUAUGCAAGAAUUAGAGCAUAUUGAGAUAGUGGGGAAGAGCCUUGUAGCUCCAUCUCAUGUUGCUUCUUUGAAUAAGCUCUCAACACUUGUAGCCGUGAAUGCUAGCAUUUGUACUAUCUUGAAACUCUCCGGAAGAAUUCCCAACAUAAAGAAACUAGGAAUACGGAUUGAGCUAACACCUUAUGAUGACAUGCAAAACGACCUUUUGAGUUGCUUUGAUUGUGUUUCAACACUUGGAAGUUUGGAAACACUCAAAAUCAGUAUCACAAAUCCAGUGGUCAAGUAUAGUCAUGUUUUACCGGUGACUCCUGGGUCAUUGAAGUUUCCACGCAAUUUGAGAAAGUUGCAUUUGAGUGGUUUGGGAUUUCCGUGGGAACACAUGGAUGCCAUUGGCUGUUUGCCUCUUCUUGAAGUGCUAAAACUGCGAUCCUACGCCUUUCAAGGGUCUCACUGGGAAACCCAAAGGGAAAGUUUUAGGAGUCUUCGAUUUCUGCUAAUUGAAGAGAGUGAUUUGGUGCAAUGGAAACCAAGGUAUGGAAGCUUCCCCGAGCUUAAAUACCUAAGCAUGAGACAUUGCUACAAACUAAAAGGGAUCCAAAGGCCUGCUUCUUUAUACUUAACUGGAAAUAGGACCGUAGAGAUUGAAAUGGUGGACUGCAAUCCUUUAGCUUUAACUUGUGCCAGCCAAUUGCAACCAAGUAUUGGUGUUAGGCUUCGUGUUCUUGCCUCUUCUUCAUUUUAUGAGAAACCAACAACUACCAUAUUUGAAAGGUUCGGGCGCAAGUAUAUCCCCGAGGUGGAGAGUUGAGACCCCACGUUUUGUAUCCGCAUGUUCAAAAAAGUUAGACGUUUUCCGAAAGAUGAAGAAUGUAUAACGGCACCCUACAAUCUGCAGACAGCUCUGUAUCUCAAUUGAGAUUGCAGGGCAGACACAAGAGAUGCGACUACUCAAGCUCUAAGAUAAGUCGAGAUCGAUCCGAAGUUGUCUGGCAUGUGUAUGAACUAAUAUAGUGUACUAUAAAGAUAUAUUUUCCUUUUUGUUGGCA
Messenger RNA from Salvia hispanica, 2821 nucleotides. RefSeq names its product putative late blight resistance protein homolog R1A-10. Lineage: Eukaryota; Viridiplantae; Streptophyta; Magnoliopsida; Lamiales; Lamiaceae. The record is from RefSeq and is a predicted model, not a curated record. Gene Ontology annotation, molecular function: ADP binding.